Molecule: messenger RNA, 939 nt
Organism: Protopolystoma xenopodis
Lineage: Eukaryota; Metazoa; Platyhelminthes; Monogenea; Polystomatidea; Polystomatidae
Source: the annotation of a GenBank genome assembly
AUGUCUUGUGUCUCGACUCGUUGUCAAGCCAAGGGGAGAGCGGAGGCCUGUCGUGAAGUGGAAUCGACCCGAGUCGAGGAUGAGGCGGACUUAGGCGAGGGACGCGACCAGACAGCGGCGAGCGCACUGCUCAAACAGGUGUGUGUAGUGUGUGAUUGUGGUGUUUAUGUUCGGCGAGCCGAAUCUGGCCGGUCGCCUCUUCUACCCUUUCGCCUGCGAGUGCAACAGCCUCGGCGGCCCGAGACAGAAGGAGGCAGAACGAGACGCCAUACUCGUCGUGUGAUUGGUGCAAAACGGUGUCUCGUUGAGCCAAUCACCCGGCAGCGCUUGCUCACACAUUGUCUCGCUGUCUGGCUGCCACGCUCAGUCGGCUCCACAGUCUUGUGUGUUGUCGCCUUUUAUGCCGCAUGUGCCAACUGCCGCGACCGUCUCUCGGACCGGCCGAGCGGCCCGGCCUCGACGACGUCUGAUCCGACCAUCGUGUGGAUGGACACACUGACACGAGAGCACACCGGCCGUCUGGCCGGUUUACGCGACUCUGAAGAGCGCAUCUUCACCAAUUCUACCGUCUCCACCGUCUCCGCCGUGUCCGCCGUGUCCGCCGUGUCGCCGCCCACCCCACGAGCGCCGGCUCCGAGCAAACGUCGUCACAGCGGCGGGGUCGGCCGGUCGCUGCACCGACCGACGAAACGGGCCGGUCUCGUGCCCGCCGGCCACGAGGCGAGCACACUUUCCCUCUCGUCGCCGGUCUCGGUUUUCGCGGAAACGCCCACUCCUGCCGGCUACUACGACGUCAAGUCGGACUAUGUCUCCACCGACCUGAUGGGACUCGGACCUGGUGUCUACAUGACUUGUGGCCUGGCGAAUGGAGGCGAAAAACAGCCGAACCUCAACCUCAACCCCAACCUCAACAACCUCAACAACAACAACAACAACAAC